AUGGGUGAAAUAUACAACAAAAGACACAAAUACGUGAACAAUGGCGUGUUGAUAUAUGAGUGGGAGCAGAGCAUUGACGAAAUAAACAUUUACAUUAAUAUGAAUGCUAAAAUUGUAGAUAAAAAAGAUUUAGACAUUGACAUAAAAAGCAAAAGAAUACGAAUUGGACUGAAGAAUACAGAAAGUUUUUUAGAAGGAGAAUUAUGUAGUAUUAUUGAUGAAGAUUGUUCCUACUGGUUUAUUGAAGAUAAUAAUUUGCAUAUUUUAUUAACCAAAGUAAAAAAGGCAGAAAUAUGGAAUAGUGUUUUUAAAGGCCAUAAAAAUUUAAAUGCUAUUGACGAAGAUAAUACGAAAAAGCAAAUACUCUUAGAAAGAUUUCAACAGGAGCAUCCCAAUUUCGACUUUUCUUCUGCUGCUUUUAAUGGCCAGGUACCCGACGCCCGUACCUUUAUGGGCGGUGUUAAGUAUUAG
Molecule: messenger RNA, 471 nt
Organism: Plasmodium malariae
Lineage: Eukaryota; Apicomplexa; Aconoidasida; Haemosporida; Plasmodiidae
Product: CS domain protein, putative
Exons: 2
Coding region: 1-471 (156 amino acids)
Biological process (GO): protein folding
Cellular component (GO): cytoplasm
Source: RefSeq, a predicted model, not a curated record